AUGCAGAGGUUCGAUCCGAGGUUGAUCCCACCGCCAGACACGCCGAACGCUGGUGGUGUUCGCUUCCUCUGUGGCCCCGCCCACAAGCUUCACGCCCUCUCCCGUUGGAGAACACACGCGCACAGAAAAAGGGCGGCGAAUACAACGCCCCAGAUCCUUCGCCACGGCGACCGAGGAGGACACUGGACUUUUGAGGGGAGGUCGGAGACAACAGGGUUGGAGAUGGAGAAGACCCUUCUCGCCGCACGGCAGGGAGAUGUGCAGGCUCUGAAAGCACAGUUCACGGAGAAGACGCUGAACGACGAAGUGCGGGACCUGCUCGGAGCCACUCCUGUCCAUCACGCGGCGCGGGCUGGGAAGCUAACCUGCGUGCAGUACUUAGUGGAGGAAGCGGGUCUACCUGGGAACUGCCUCGCGAAGAAUGGAGCGACCCCGGCUCACGACGCCGCUGCCACGGGCAACCUGGCCUGCCUACAGUGGCUCGUCACGCAAGGAGGCUGUCGCGUAGCGGAGAAAGACCGGUCCGGGGCGACCGUCCUGCACCUGGCCUGCCGGUUCAGCCACCACGAGGUCACCGACUGGCUGCUGAAGAGCGGGGAGGGGGACCCCCGCAUUGCCACGGAUACCGGGGUGCUGCCGGUCCACUACGCCGCCGCCAAGGGGUACCUCCCCUCCCUCCGCCUACUGCUGGGACACAGUCCAGAUGUAGUCAAUGUCCAAACAAAGAAUGGUGCCACGCCCCUCUACCUGGCCUGUCAGGGGGGUCACCUGGAGGUCGUCCAAUACCUGGUGAAGGACUGUGGGGCGGAGCCUCACAUCAGAGCCAAUGACGGGAUGACGCCCCUGCACGCCGCCGCCCAGAUGGGGCACAACACCGUCCUUGUCUGGCUGAUGAGCUUCACGGACGUGGGCCUGUCGGACCGGGACGAUGACGGGGCCACAGCCAUGCACUUCGCCGCCAGCCGCGGCCACGCCAAGGUCCUGAGCUGGCUGCUGCUCCACGGGGGCGAGAUCGCCCUGGACAACUGGGGCGGGACCCCCCUGCACGACGCUGCGGAGAACGGCGAGCUGGAGUGCUGCCAGAUCCUGGUGGUGAACGGGGCGGACCUGGGGAUUCGGGACCAGGACGGCUUCACCGCGGCGGACCUGGCCGAGUACAACGGGCAGACCAAGUGUGCCAAGUACCUGCGCACGGUGGAGAACAUGAGCGUGGAGCACCGUGUGCUGUCCAGGGACCCCUCGGUGGACCUGGAGUACAAGCAGCCCGACUCGGGGCUCUCCUCCCCCCACAACACCAUGUCCUCCGCCCAGCCGGCCCACUUCGAGCUGGGCUCCCCCUCCAGCACCCUGUCCAACUACGACUCCUGCAGCUCCAGCCAAUCCAGCACGGGGGAGAAGAGGAGCGCUGCACCUCCUGCUCAGAGCGCCACUGGUGCUGCAGACACGGCCAUCUCGGACAUGCAGACCUACAUGGACAUGCUCAAUCCGGACGUUGUGGCUGAAACGCAGAGCAACGACCGGCCCCCGGAGGUUCUUCCGCCCCCUCCGCCAGCUUUCCCUCCCCCCCCACCGCCACUACCUCCCUCCAGCCCCCCGGCACCACUACCUCCCACCAGCCCUCCGGUGCCGCUACCUCCUGCCAGCCCCCCGGCGCCACCCCCUCACCCCGCGUACCCCCCGCCCGAGCCCCCAAAAGAGCAGCCCUCCGCCGAGAUGUACCUGAGGGUUAAGAGCAGCCUGAGACACGUGGAGUCUGACACCACCAAGAGAGAGUCGUUGACUCCAGCGGACAGCGCGGGCCGGCUACGCAGAGUCGACUCCAACAGGAAGUCCCGGAACUUCAGCAAGCAGCCGAGCACUGGGGACUACUACAAGGACCUGGGCAGUGACACGAGCGAGGAGCUGGGGAGGACCAUGGCACCUAACGAGGAGGGUGCCCAGCUGUUGGAGGAGCCGGCGGAUAACGCGCCCAGUCCGGAGAACGGAGCAGCGGGCGAGGUUCCCCCGCCCCCUCCUCCACCCCCCCUGCCCCCUGCCACCCCACCCGCCCCCCCUCCGCUGCCCUCGGACAAAACUACCCCCCAGCCGGCCGGGAUGAGCAAGAGGCGCAUGUCAUCUUCCUCUGGAAGUGAUGACACUACACCCUCAGAACUACAGGGCGAUGUGCUUAGGCAGAUGAAGAGCACAAAGUCCUUCAACAUGAUGUCCCCGACCGGCGACAACUCGGAGCUGCUGGCGGAGAUCAAAGCUGGGAAAAGCCUGAAGCCAACGCCUCAAAGCAAGGGCUACACGACGGUCUUCACCAAUAGCGGGAGCAGUGAUGAGAGUGCACCACCGGCCGAGCCCAGUAAGCCUUCCUCUCCGCCCCCAGCGCAAUCCGCCCAAUCAGAGCAACCGGCCCAGCCGGCCCAACCCGCGUCAUCCGCCGAACCCGCCCAAGCCGCGCCCCCGGCCCAAAACACUCCGCCCGCCCAACAGGGCCAGCCGGCCCCGCCCACGCUGCCCUGCAGUCCUCCGGCCGCUAGGCCAGCGGCCUCGGCGGCUCCCAAGUCGUCGCCGGGCGCCGUCGUCAACGGCAACGCCGAGUCGGCGCAGACGGGCAAGUCCAGCCCCGUGGACCUGGAGGUGCUGGUGCCCACGCACGACGAGCAGGGCCGGUCCAUCCCCGAGUGGAAGAGGCAGGUGAUGGUGCGCAAGCUCCAGGUGAAGGUGCAGGAGGAGGAGGAGCAGAAACGCAAGGCAGAGGAAGAGGCAGCCCGCCUGGCCUCCAUGCCAGCCUGGAGGAGGGACAUCAUGAAGAAGAAACUGGAUGAGGAGAAGUGAGUGGGGGGGAACGGGGGAGAACAAAAAAGGAAAGAGGAAGAGCGGAUAAAAACGGAGAGGGAAACCGAGGAGAAGAGCGAACUGGAGAGGCUACGAACCCUGGGCUACGACGAGACCAAGCUGGCGCCAUGGCAACGGCAGAUCAUCCUCAAGAAAGGGGAUAUAGCAAAGCAGUAG
This is a messenger RNA of Conger conger (European conger), 3000 nucleotides long. RefSeq names its product espin (gene espn). Gene Ontology annotation, cellular component: cytoplasm. The transcript has 17 exons. Lineage: Eukaryota; Metazoa; Chordata; Actinopteri; Anguilliformes; Congridae. The record is from RefSeq and is a predicted model, not a curated record. Gene Ontology annotation, molecular function: actin filament binding. Gene Ontology annotation, biological process: actin filament bundle assembly.